ACAGUCGAGUGGCUAGACCUCCAUCUAUUGGACAUUACCGAACACCUGGAGCCGUACCGAAAGAACGAGAAUCGAGCGCGAAGAAAUCAAAUUGGUUUACACUAGCUCGUGAAAAAGAUAUUGGAGAUUGCUCACCCAAUUGGCAGCGGGUAAAUUGCUUCAGCUGACUGUUACAAGGUCGACGCCCCGUUUUCGGGAAUAUCAUUUUAUGUAUUUGACCAGAUGAAUGAUAAGGCACUUAGGAUCUCUGUCUAAUAUAUAGAAGUGCAACCAAGUCAUGGUAACUACCCUUUGUGUAAUUGUAUUUUAAAGAGCUCGGAAGAAAAACUCGACAAUUUUCGAACUGCGAUCUCUACGUGUAAGUUGUGUUGUUUUCAUUUGCGGCAGCGGAUAUAGAAAAGGUUAAAUCUUUCCUUUCAGAAGAUAAGCUGCUGAUCAACUCUCAUGAUAAAGAAGGCUUGUCUCCACUCCAGUUGGCUUGUUUCCGCGGUAACCUUCCGAUUGUUGAGCUUCUUCUAAAAUGUGGCGCAAACGUAAACUCCACCUCACAUAAACAGGGUUAUACUGCCCUAAUGUUUGCUGGUCUUUCAGGAAACACUGAGGUUGUUGAGCUACUCCUUCAUUAUGGUGCUCGAAUAAAUGAUGUAAACAGUAUUGGAAGGACCGCUUCUCAAAUGGCAGCAUUUGUGGGGAAUCAUAACGUUGUUACUCUUAUUAAUAACUACCUGGAAAGAGAAGAACUAGAUAUUUAUGUGUCAAAGUCCCAGUUAAUACCUGAACAUUCAUCUACACUUCACCGACUAGUAUUGGAGCUUAAUAUUUCACCUGUUAAAAUCUUCCUGUUGCUGAACAAUGAGAUUGAAACUCAAAGCUGCAUAGGAGGAAAUUACGAGAAAUGUAUGUUGACUCAUUGGCGUAGUAUCCAUACUGUUCUUGAAGAUUUAUGCAACAAAUAUUUUACACCUCACUUAACGCAUGAACCAUUAUCUCUAAAACUGCAUUUGUUGGCUUGUUGUAUACGCCAGGCUGGAGAAUAUUAUGAUAAAGAGUCGAAAAGUACAGACGGUCAAAUUAAUGCUUCCUCACCAUUAAAGCAACUAAUAAAAAAAUUCUUGGUCGGUAUAGAGCCAUACGGUUUGCCGUUAGGUCAAGAGCAAUUUUUACGACAAUCCUUGACUUCCUUUCCCCAUCAUCAGUCGACUUUAUGGAGGCAUGUUGUCCAACAAAUAUCCCCGCUAGAUUUAGGCCGUAUGCCAACAGCGUUCUCCAUCCUUACUAAAACAAUCAAUGGCACUAUUAUGUACAAUGCUCGACCUUUUGAACUGUGUGCAACAUGUGGAGAUGGUCCUGAACUAGGAAAACCAGAGAAGCUAAAAGCAUGUCAGCAAUGCAAGGUUACUUCAUACUGUUCAGUCUCUUGUCAACGUCUACACUGGUUUAGUCAUAAAAAGUUUUGUCCAGUCAUCAGAACUAAAUAAACUUUGAUGUCCUCAUACGAAUACAUGCUUUUACUUAAAAAAUUUCUUAUUUGGAGAUAUGGUAGUUUACAGCAUUUAUUAUGCAUAUAGUUAAGUUUUGGCAGAAGCUAAAAGUACAAGUUAUUGUACACGAUCCAUGAGAGGGAUUAAUCUAUUAUCGACAAAUACUUAUGAGUACUCUUCACAGUUUACUACACAUGCCAAGUAGUAAGUGACAGAAAGUUUCUCAUUUUUCUAUGGUUGAUAGACGUUUCUCUUAACACCUCCGAGUUUUCAUAAGUAAGGCCCAUCAUACCAGGUACUAAGAAGCUUCUUCCAUCGACGAAAAUGUUCCCACAUUUCGUGAUGAGACAUAACUCGCACUAACAGUUCAAUGGCAUAAAUUUGGUCGGAGUAGGUUUAUCAUAUUAAUAUUUAUAUUUAACAAUAUUCUUGUUCAUACCUGCUCUCAAUUUGUAUACCGUUCAGAUACUGCACUAACACGCCA
Messenger RNA from Schistosoma turkestanicum, 1965 nucleotides. NCBI's taxonomy places the organism in Eukaryota, Metazoa, Platyhelminthes, Trematoda, Strigeidida, Schistosomatidae. The record is from the annotation of a GenBank genome assembly.